This is a messenger RNA of Aspergillus tanneri, 7122 nucleotides long. RefSeq names its product type I polyketide synthase. Lineage: Eukaryota; Fungi; Ascomycota; Eurotiomycetes; Eurotiales; Aspergillaceae. Gene Ontology annotation, molecular function: fatty acid synthase activity; phosphopantetheine binding; oxidoreductase activity. Gene Ontology annotation, biological process: secondary metabolite biosynthetic process; fatty acid biosynthetic process. The record is from RefSeq and is a predicted model, not a curated record. The transcript is spliced from 4 exons. Bases 1 to 7122 code for a protein of 2373 amino acids.
AUGGACUUUUCCCCGUCAGACAAGCAGGAACCCAUCGCCAUUAUUGGAGCCGCAUGUCGCUUCGCUGGUGGAGCAUCCUCUCUAGACUCACUAUGGGAUAUGAUCAGCAAGGUCAAGACUGGCCAUGGUGCAGUCCCCGGCGAUAGGUGGGAUAGCAACAUGUGGCAUCAUCCCGAUCCAGACCGAAAGGGCGGCAUUCUCCCACAGCAUGGUUACUUUCUGGAGCAGGACAUUGGCCACUUUGACGCUCCUUUUUUCUCUGUAACGGAAAAGGAAGCUGCUUCUAUGGACCCCAUGAAGAGAAUGCUGCUGGAAGUAUCUUAUGAGAGCUUUGAAAAUGCUGGGAUACCCAUGGAGCACCUGAUAAACAGCCGUACGGGUUGCUACGUCGGUUGCAUGACAAACGACUACGAAAUGAUCUCGUUGCAUGACAUCUACGAUAUCGGCCAUCCAGCAGCAACCGGACUAAGCGAAGCCAUGACCGCGAAUCGCGUGUCUUGGUUCUUUGGCCUUAAAGGCCCCAGCUUGACGCUCGAUACUGCUUGUAGCUCUUCACUCUACGCGCUGCACUUGGCGUGUCAGUCCUUGAGGCUGAGAGAAACAAACAUGUCACUCAUUACGGGGGUCAACCUUCUCAUCAACCCCAAUACCUCACACCAGCUGACUGCAAUGCACAUGCUCAGCCCUGAAGGCAUCUCACAUACCUUCGAUGACCGGGCCAAUGGAUAUGGCCGUGGUGACGGCAUUGGAUCUAUGGUCGUCAAGCGUCUCUCAGACGCUCUACGCGACGGCGAUACAAUCCGCGCAGUGAUUCGUGGAUCUGGAGUCAACGCGGAUGGCAAGACCCCCAGCGUCACUCAACCGAGCUCCACAGCGCAAGCCGAACUCAUUAUCCAGACCUACGAGGACGCCGGCCUGGAUCUGUCGCAAACAGGGUACUUCGAGUGCCAUGGGACAGGAACGCCCAUUGGUGACCCUCUCGAGCUUACUGCAAUUGCGUCGACCCUGGGUGCAGCGCGACGCGCAGCUGGAAAGCCCCCUCUCCACAUUGGAAGCAUCAAACCCACGGUGGGCCACACAGAGGGAUGUGCUGGCCUGGCUGGCGUUUUCAAAUCCAUACUACUACUGGAAAAAGGAAUGCUGGUCCCCACAUUCGGCGUGGAGCGCAUCAACCCAAAACUCAAGUUGGCUGACUGGCAUCUUACGCUCCCAGACGAAGUCGCCAGAUGGCCCACGCCAGGGCUGCGUCGAAUCAGUGUCAACUCCUUUGGGUUUGGUGGAGCAAACGCUCACGUUAUCCUGGACGAUGCGUACCAUUAUCUCCAUGACAGGGGACUGGAGGGCAGGCACAACACUGUCAUCGGUGACUUUGGCUCAGACUCCGGCUUCGAGGACACAUCAGUCAACGGAGCUGACGAGCCAGGCAAGAAGCUAUUCGUCUUGAGUGGUAGGGGCCAGACUGGAGCCAAGCGAGUGUCUGAGGCUCUCCAUGCAUGGCUGCAACAAAAUCCAGAGGACAAAAACGAUCCAGCCUUGUUGGAGAAUCUCGCAUUUACACUUGCGCAUCACCGCACGCAUCUGGAGAACAGAACUUUUGCGAUUGCAAAUUCGACAUCUGAGCUCAUAGAAAAGCUAUCCAAAGGCCUGGUCGCAUCGACUCGCUCGCAACGCCAUGGCAGCAACCUCGUUAUGGUGUUUACCGGUCAGGGUGCUCAAUGGCCAGCAAUGGGUCUCGAACUGCUCGCAAACUCGACGUUUCGCUCAAGCAUCGAGGCCUCCCAAAGUUAUCUCGAGGACCUGGGCUGCACGUGGAACGCAAUCGAUGAAUUGAGCACGAAAACAAAUGCCAAUGUCAACCGCCCGGAGUACAGCCAGCCACUAUGCACGGUGGUUCAAGUCGCCUUGGUUGACCUGCUUCGCUCCUGGGAGGUCAUGCCCAAAGCUACAAUCGGACACUCGAGCGGGGAGAUUGCUGCUGCAUACGCUGCAACUCUUCUUACGCACUACGACGCCGUAAAGCUGGCCUACGUCCGAGGGGUCAGUUCCGCCGCAGUCUCCAAGCCAGGUGCAAUGAUGGCUGCUGGUAUUUCUGAGGAUGAGGCGCAGGCAUACCUUGAGAAGGUCCCCGCCGACUCGGCCGUAGUUGCUUGCGUCAACAGCCCAUCCAGUGUGACGCUCUCUGGCGAUGUUGACGCCAUUGCUCAGCUGGAAACCCUGAUAUCGGGCGAUGGUAAAUUCGCCCGCAAGCUCAAGGUCACCACUGCAUACCACUCCCCUCACAUGCGUGAGGUCUCGUCAACCUACUUGGACAUGAUUGGCGAACUAAAACCCAAGGAGGGCGACGUGGAAGGGGAGACGCCCGUCAUGUACUCGUCUCUUACGGGAUCUAUCGUUGCUUCAGCAAAGGAGCUUAACGCUCAGUACUGGGUCAACAAUAUGCAGAACCCCGUCAGGUUUUUACAGGCACUGAUUGCACUGUUAAAGCAUAAGAGAGUUGCAGCAGGGGGUAGCCGACCAGUGCCAAUCCAGUGGGGCAGCUUCCUCGAGGUUGGCCCCCACGCUGCUCUUCAAGGGCCCGUGCGUCAGAUUAUCGACGCAAGUAACAACAGAUUUGCCAAGUCUGCCCCAUACGUCUCCAUGCUGGUUCGCGGCCAGGACGCAACGGAGACGGCUCUGAACGCCGCGGGUGUGCUGUGGGCGGCCGGCUGCCCGAUCAAGCUGGCUGAAGUCAACCAGCAGACAUCAACGGGAAGUAACCCCCCUCAAAUGCUUUGUAGCUUGCCCAGCUAUCCUUGGAGCCACGCAAAAAGGUUCUGGCACGAAUCGUACACGUCUCGAUCGUAUCGUUUCCCCCCACAUGCGCGCACCGACUAUCUGGGAAUGGCCGAGGACUCCCAAAACAGCCUCGAGCCACGAUGGAGGAACUACUUGCGCAUCUCGGAGAACCCGUGGAUUGAGGAUCACAUCAUUACCGGUACUGUGCUGUACCCGGGCGCGGGCAUGCUGGUGAUGGCAUUGGAAGGCGCAUUGCGCAUUGCCGACUCUUCCAAGACGAUUGAAGGUUUCCGCAUGAACGACGUCACUUUUGAGCGCGGUCUGGUCAUCUCCCUGGAUGAAGAAGCCCCGGUGGAGACGCGCCUCAGCUUCUACCCCGACGGAACACGGCCCAGCUCAUGGGCCUUCACUGUCUAUUCAAUGACCAACGGCUCGCCAUGGGGGAAGCACUGCGCCGGGACUGUUACUGUUGUGUACCAGAAGGGAGUCAGUGAUAUCGAACCAGACGGGGUGAAUGCCUCGUGGCAGCAACAGUUGGCCACACGCAGGGCGCUACUAUCCGAGGCAGAUUCCAUCACUAUCGACGUGGGUGCAUUCUACAAGAAUCUGGAGGCCAUUGGCAUGCAAUACGGGCCGUCCUUUUGCAAUGUCAAGUGCCUCACAGCAGUGCCCUCGCAAAAGGCCUCGUACGGGUCGGUGGCCGUUCCAGACACCAAGUCGACAAUGCCCGGAGGGUACGAGACCCCUCACCUCAUUCAUCCAGCAACCAUGGACUCCAUAUUCCAUUUGGUAAUUGCAUCUCUCGAUGCUGGCCAACCGGUAAAGCAAGCCGCGGUCCCGUACAGCAUUGACGAGAUUUUCGUGGCCCAUGAUCAGCCUAAGGAGGUUGGAACACUCUACUCUGGCUACGGUCGCUUACUCUCCCAGACUGGCCACGAGAUCAUCACGGACCUCGUUGUCUCCGACGAGGACUGGACACGACCAAAGCUGACUGUCAAGGGCUUUGCCCUUCGCCAGGUGACCUCUGACACAGGUGGGGAGUCUUCCGAUGCUGCUCCUUCCCGUCGUCCCACGCGGAAAUGCGCUGACAUCUCGUGGAUUCCUGAUUUGUCCUUUGUCACCAGCAGCGAGCAGCUCACGAGGAUCAGUCCUUCCAGAAACGCGGCUGGGUUAGUCACCAGCUGGCUCGAUUCCGUUUUCUUGAAGGAGGCAAACACCGGUGUCCUUGUUGUCUUGUUUGAUGAAUCUGAGUCUAGUCACAAUGUGCUUCGUCGCCUCAACAGCCAGAGGUAUGGGCCAAAGACGAUUAUUGCCGUCGCCGCAUCCGAGUCCAUCUCGCAGAUGAUGAAGAGCACACUGGGCGAAGGCACUGAGAAGCUGGACAUUACAUAUCAGACGCUGUCUGAGAGCCUCUCUGUCGAGAUGCUGGACCCAGAAGCCAAUGAUGUUGUUCUCGCUCUGGGUGUUUCCGACCUCGAUCGACACGCUGCCACGCUGGCAAAGUUGGCUCCUCUGGUAUGCCUCACUUCUGCCAGUCACCCAGGUGAAGUCGGCCCCAUUCCGUCAGAGAGGACGUGGGUUGGCAGCGUUGCAGACGAUGAUAUCUACGUCCUUUGCAGUUCAAGACCAAAGUCCCUUCCGGUUGAGUUGCCUGACACGGUCGUGAUCCUCCUGCCCGAGACGCCGUCCGUUGCGCAGAGGGAAUUUGCGGCGGAGCUUCAGGCAAAGCUUGACCAAGCCGGUCACUCGGUUUCUGCGACGAAUUUUACUCCGGAGAGUAUAGCUUUACUCGCUCACAAACAUGUUAUAUCUCUGCUUGAAACUGACAGUCCUCUUGUGUACGCCUGGAACGAGGAUCAAUUCCACACAUUUAAGAAACUCAUCUCUACCGUGGGCCAUCUUUUCUGGAUUACCCAUGGCAGUGUGAUGGAGAGCUGGUCGAACGGGGUCGAAUUUGCGACGACCCAGGGCCUGUUCCGCGUGAUGCGCAACGAAUAUCCCGUUGCUGUCCUGCCUGUUCUCGAUCUGUCCGCAGUCGCUGACAUUUCCAGCCCCCAAUACGCGGAUCUGGUCCUCGAUGUGUGGCGAUCGUCCCUGCCGGACGACGGAGAAAUGGAAUACGCCGAGUACAACGGCCUGGUCUAUAUCCCUCGAGCCACCGAGGACGCGGGCUUCGAUUACGAGCUUCAGCUGGCAAACAAUACCGCAAAGCCAAUCGAGUCAACCCUUGGCGCUGCCCGGCAGCCGCUAGCAGCAAGCGAGUUGGCAUCAGAUCAAGCAUACAUCUGGAUCGCCGACGAUGAGGCCCAAUCACCCCUUAAAGAAGGUCAAGUCGAGAUCAAGGUCGAGUAUUCUGGUGUCGGCUUGGGCCAGACAUUGACCUCUGUCCGCCACGCUGUCGGAACUGUUGCCCGCCUUCACGACUCAGUAAGGGCUCUGCAGCUUGGCCAGCGCGUUGUUGUCUUCUCCGAGGCUGCGGCGAAAACGCACCUCCGCCAAAAUCAGGACUUGGUUGCACCGCUGCCCAACGGACUCGCCCCACCUGACGCUGUUACCCUUGUUGAGCCACUUAUUACAGCGCAGUAUGCACUCCUCGAGAUCGCUCAUCUCCGUCGCGGGCAAGGACUGCUGCUGGAUGACGCCGGGAGCGCUGUCGGCCAAGCUCUGGCACAGGUUGCCAGCGCUAUUGGCGCCGAUAUCUUUGCUCUGGUUGACACCAGAGAAGAACGUGAUCUCCUCUCUGGGCGAUAUGGCAUCUCUAAAGACCACAUCUUCGACGCUGGUUUGGAGAACUUCGUGCCGCUGAUUCAGGCGACUACCGAAAGCCGUGGGGUUGAUGUCGUUAUCAGCCACCGCACCCAUUCCCAUGUCCCUGGCUUGAUGUCGACUCUGAGUGAGUUUGGCCAGUUUGUUGACCUCACCGGUGAAGGCUUUCGGGCUCUCCUUCCAAGCAGUAAAGCCAACGUUACCUUUUCGCGCAUCGACAUCGCCGCCGUGAUGCAGCGCAGGCCCGCCACUGUCGGGAGGCUCUUUCGACAGGCUUUCAGAGACUACAGCCUGCAGGGGCCAUCCCCGCUGACAAUUAUGCCCGUCAGCAAGCUCGGUAGUACGGUUGAUACCGUUUCACCAGGGCACUCUGCCGUGUCCUUUAACAAUUCGAGCCCAUUGCUCUUGCGGCCACCCCCAGCUGAGCAACUGAAACUUGACCGUGAGGCAACUUAUGUUCUGGCCGGCGGCUUGGGCGCUCUUGGCCUACACAUUGCCGACUGGAUGGUCGAAUGCGGCGCCAGAAACCUGGCCUUCCUAUCCCGCUCAGGUGGUGCAAGGAAUCAGCACGAUCUGGACAGAUUCACGGAGCGCUCCGUUCGGGUGAAAGCUUUCAAGUGCGACGUCAACGAUGCUCGCAGUGUUGCCAAAGCCUUCGCCGCCAUCAAGGCCAGUGGCGGCAGGGUUGCGGGCGUGAUCCAGCUUGCCAUGGUUCUUGACGACGGCAUCUUCGAUAACAUGUCGUUUGAUCAGUGGCGCUGUGCCAUUGAGCCCAAGACUAAAGGCUCCCGCAACUUGCUUGCCAACCUCUGGCCUGGUGAUAAACCCUUCUUUAUUCUUCUCUCAUCCAUAACCGGCGUUAUUGGCAACACGGCACAGGCCAACUACGCUGCGGGGAACACGUUUGAGGACGCGUUGGCUCAUCACGCCCGCCACCAUCUCUGUAUCAACGCUACCAGUGUCGAUGUCGGUUUGGUCACAGACUCGGCGCACUUUACCAACGCUGGUGAGUUUGGAGACCUCGCUGGGUACCUGGGUCGAUACCAGCACGGGUGGCGAGGCCUGCAGACGAAUCUUGACGAGCUCGGCGUCGUGCUGCGGGCCAUCAUGCGAGGCUCGACAACGAAUGGACAAAGCGUACCAGCUCAGAUAGUCCUCGGUCUGGAAGACUGCAUCGAGCAUAAUCAUAACAUCGAUGGCUUCUCGAGGGACAAGAAGUUUGCGCUUCGCGUCGCGAAUUCUGGCAGUGAUAACAGCGAUAAUUCCAACAAGCAAGACGUGGGCUCACUCUUGGCGAGUGCGACAAGCAUGGCCCAGGCUGUCGCAGCUGUCGAGGAGAGCAUUAAGAGCUUGGUUGCUGCGACCAUGGGUGUUUCGGUGGACGAGAUCGAUGCUCAAAAGCCUCUCUAUGACUAUGGUGUUGACUCGCUACAAGCUGUGGAAGUCCGCAAUCGUGCGCUGAAGGAUAUGAAAAGCGACAUCUCCGUGUUUGAUAUCUUGAGUGCUAUGCCCUUGGCUGAUGUAGCUGGCAAGAUUGCUGCCCACAGCCAGCUGGUCAAGAUCUCUGCAAGCGAAGAGUGA